AUGGCCCGGCAACGUAAAACCACCGAGAAAAAAAACGAUAAGGGUACAAAUAGUAGUAGCAGUAAUGGUAGUAAUUAUGUGGAUACGAAAGCAAAACCGGCUACAGGGAUUUUUAUGUUUUGGAAACAAAUAAUUGGGUGUACGGUAUUGUUUAUCGCUGUUGUUUUUGGGUAUUUGGGAUAUUUGGAAACAAGGGUUAUAACACCUUUUGACAGUGCAAAGGUUGUUGCCAAAAGUGGUUUGGAUGUCCCAUUGUUGUAUUGGGGUUCUUACCGUCCCGGGACUUACUUUGGUUUAAAAACUAGAGAGGCAAAUUCUUUAGUCAAUGGGUUAAUGUGGUAUUUUCCCAGAACUCUUAGGCCUGGAGGUGAUGGUAUUAGACAUUGGUGUGAACAAAAUGACAAUCUUAGUAAAUAUGGAUGGAAAAAACAUGAUGGGUACAAUUUUGGAGUGCAAGAAAUUAUUGAUGGGCCUUUUAAGUUAACUACAUCUUUUGUAAAAAGGCCUGGAGGAAAACAUGGAGGGGAUUGGACAGCAAGAGUAGAAGUUGAUGUUUUGCCUGAAUAUGCAUCUCUUAAAAACGAAGAAGCAGCAUUGCUGUGGUAUACUGCAUUGGAUGAGUAUACAAAGGGAUUUAUUAAACCUACGAACAGUGCCACCAAAAUUACGGGCGUUAGAGGGGAAACCUCUGGUUUGGGUCAAUUUGUGAUUAAAAUAUUUAAUAAUUCGGGAGUAAUAGAAAAUGAAUCAUUCCUUAGUACAGAAGCUCCUGGACUGCAUUUACUUAAGGAAACUGUGAUAACUAAUUUAAGAUUGAUGUCAAGUAAACCUGAUGGUCCAAAGAAAAUUGUUUUGGCUGGAGAAACUCAGCCUUUAGGAGGUUUGGAGAAGAGGGAGCCAAACUUUAUUGUCACCCAAAUUCAGGGAAGAGUCCCAUUUUCAAUCGAUAUUGUAUACGAGUCCGGCAGUUUUUACGAUAGGCCUGACACUUUUUCAGGGGAAAGUUACACCCAAGCUCUAAACUGGCAUUCGACCAGGUUUGGUCAAAAAUUCGAAAAUAUCUUUGGGCUUCAGAAAAAAGGAUUUAAGGAUGAUGACAUUGAAUUUGCUCAAUCAACUUUAAGCAAUACGGUGGGUGGAAUUGGUUACUUUUACGGCGCUUCUAGAGUGCAAAGUUUUUACAAUGCUGACCCAGUUUAUUAUUGGAACGCUCCCCUAUACACUGGUGUCCCUUCCAGGAGUUUCUUUCCGAGAGGAUUCCUGUGGGACGAAGGCUUCCAUGGCCUACUGCUGUCCCAGUGGGAUCUCGACAUGGAGUUGGACAUAAUAAGCCACUGGUUCGAUUUGAUGAACGCGGAAGGUUGGAUUCCGAGGGAGCAAAUAUUGGGCGUGGAGUCGCUCGCCAAAGUUCCCGAACAGUUCGUCGUGCAGCGCAACACGAACGCCAACCCGCCCACCUUCUUCCUCACGCUGAGACACAUCAUCGAAAACUACGAAGAAAGUUUGACGGGUCAAAGGCUCGAGCUGCUCGAAAGGCUCUAUCCAAGAUUGCAGGCAUGGUUCUCGUGGUUCAACGCAACCCAAAAAGGCACUGCGCCCGGUUCUUACAUCUGGAAAGGUCGCGACCCCUUGACGAAAAGGGAACUGAACCCGAAAACGCUGACAUCCGGUCUGGACGACUUUCCCAGGGCCUCGCAUCCGACCGAACACGAACGUCACAUCGACUUGUACUGUUGGAUCGCGAUGGCCGCCGACACCAUGUCGAAAAUGUCGAAGUUGCUGAAACGCGAUUUUUUCAAGUACGAGCAAACCGCCAACUACCUCAAAGACAAUAAGUUGAUGAGCCAGCUGCACUGGUCGGAGUACGCUCAGUCCUUUGCCGACUACGGUUUACAUACCGACUCGGUUAUACUGAAAAGGCCGAAACCUUUGCCGAGGUCCGAGCACCAGAACCUGGAGUUGGUCAGGGUGACGUUGAAAAACCCCGAGUACCGACUGGUGGACACGACGUUCGGUUACGUCAACAUCUUCCCGUUCCUGAUGCGGUUGGUAGAACCGGAUUCGCAUGUGCUGCGCAAAAUUUUGACCGACAUCCGCAACCCCGAACUGCUUUGGACGGAGUACGGGCUGCGCUCGCUCGCCCCCUCGUCCCCGCUGUACAUGAAGCGGAACACCGAGCACGACCCCCCCUACUGGCGGGGCCAGGUCUGGAUCAACGUCAACUACUUGGCGAUCGCAGCCCUGAAUCACUACGGGGAGGUGGAGGGCCCGUUCCGGAACCAGGCCCGCGAAAUCUACAGGGAGCUGAGAGCGAACGUGAUGGAGAAUGUCGUGCGGCAGUACCGGAAGUCCGGUUACGUUUGGGAGCAGUACAACGACAAAACCGGGGAGGGGAGCGGAUGCCGGCCGUUUACAGGGUGGACGGCUCUGGUGGUCAACAUCAUGGGGGAGAAAUAUUGA
Brassicogethes aeneus is the source of this 2460-nucleotide messenger RNA. The record is from the annotation of a GenBank genome assembly. Lineage: Eukaryota; Metazoa; Arthropoda; Insecta; Coleoptera; Nitidulidae.